CUUACAUAUUUUCUAUAUUUUUCGUCCAAAUCAUUUUUAAAUUCAUGAAUAUCUCAUUCAAAGUAAUCUACAUAGAGGGUAUGAAAUUUAGGUCUGUAAAAUUAAUGAGUAUUGAAAAAUUACGGGUUCUAAAACAAGAGGAACGCACGGUCGGCGCACCGUCUAAAAUGUACGUUUACAAACUUUUUAUACAUCUCUUACAACAUGCUAUUUUUCCAUGUUUAUCUAUAAAAUUCCGCCAAAUUACGUCACAUAUUAUGCUGACUUCAUAAAAAUAUACUGUUCAAAUUUCUGACGUCAUUUCCGUUUAAAAGUCGUUAUAUUCUGAAUUGAUUACAAGCACAGUCUGGAAUACAACAUGGCGUCAUCGGACUUUGUUUUGCGUUGAAUUGGGGAAAACACGGACCCAGAUUAUGAUAAUGAUGGCCGAGGUUGAAAUAAGGCAACAUGUGCCGUUCAUUAGUAUUUGACUGGCAUUUAUGUUUAAGAGUGUGAUAAUAUUCCAUAGAAGACGAUAAGUAAAAGGGAAAGAAGAAGACGAGGGGUGAAUAACGUCAUCAGAGGGGAUCGCCGUUUGACAGUUCGUGUUGUAGCAAGCAUCAUUGGGGCAGGGUACGGAAGUGCAAAGGGUUUAAAGAGACGAUUUAGGCGUGUGAAAAGUUUGGGCGUGAUGGGUCGCUCGAUUACUAUAUGACAUGAAGAAGGGAGUAAAGACCAGCUCAAAGGGGGCCCAUAACCAUGCAGCUCCAGACAGCCCCAAGACCAGUGGGGACCAGUUCACAGAAGUCCUUGGUUUCUCCCUGUCGGAUCUCACCUCAAUCAACAAUCUCCUUCAUCUGCUGUGCAGGCCUACAGACCCAGCUGGCCUGGGAGUCAUGAGAUUUAUUUUUGGUAUGUUGAUGUUGGUAGACAUCUGGCAGGAGCGAGGCCUUAGUCAGCUGGUUGAGGAAUAUGGAGACCCGAGCAUGUGUCGCUUCCCGCUCUUCCACUUCCUCAAACCCCUCCCCCUCGUCUGGAUGUACAUUGUCUAUCUCGUCAUGUUCAUAGGUGAAGUUGGUAUCCUGUUGGGUCUGUGCUUCCGUGUGAGCUGCCUUCUGUUUGUCUCGACCUACUGGUACCUGCUCCUGCUCGACAAGACCUCCUGGAACAACCACAGCUACUUGUUCGGCCUCAUUGGUGUCCUUCUUCUCAUCACUGACACUAACAGAUACUGGUCCUUGGAUGGGCUAAUUUCCAGACAUAAGAGACACGCCCACAUACCAUUAUGGAACUAUGCCAUAUUCAGGUUUCAAAUAUUUAUAGUGUACUUCCUAGCUGGCCUGAAGAAACUGGAUGCAGACUGGGUAUCUGGCCACUCCAUGAACUAUAUCGCUGGACACUGGGUGUUUGCCCCCUUCAGACUGUUGUUGACGGAGGAGCAGGUGAGCCUUUACAUAGUCCACUUUGGCGGGCUCAUCAUCGACCUCUCUAUGGGAUUCCUUAUGUUCUUCGACAAGACUCGCAAUCUAGCAUUCGCGUUUGGUGCCUCUUUCCACAUUAUGAAUAGUCAGCUCUUCAGCAUAGGUAUGUUUCCAUGGAUGAUGCUGGCCACCAUGCCACUAUUCUGUAGCCCUGGAUGGCCCCGCCCACUGCUGUCUCGGUUCCCAGCCUGGCUGAGCCCAGUGCUUCCUGCACAUAUGGACCUCCAGACUAGCAACCACUGCCUCUACCAAAAGCACGAUAUUAAGGCAGAUGAAAAAAUGACAUCAAAUGCAUCCGUGUCUGUAAGAUCGAGCCGUACCUUACCCCCUGUAAAGCCAGGGAGUCUCCACAAGAUGGUGUCGGUGUUCCUGGCCUGCUAUGCUGUAACGCAAUGUCUACUGCCUUACUCUCACGGCAUCACAAAGGGUUACAACCACUGGGCACAGGGUUUGUAUGGCUACUCCUGGGACAUGAUGGUCCACACGUGGAAAUUACAGCACAUCAAGGUCACCUAUGUGGACCGCUCAACGGGAGAGGAGGGAUACCUCAACCCUAAGGUGUGGGUGCAGGGCAGUCGAUGGAGCUCCCAUCCCGACAUGAUCAAGCAGUACGGAGAAUGUGUGCACGAGAGACUCGAUUCAUACAACAUCACUGACGUGGAGCUCUACCUGGAUGUGUGGCGCGCGCUCAACAACCGCUUCCAGCAGAGGGCAUUAGACCCGCGGGUGAACAUUAUUGAGGCCCCCUGGAGCCCAUUGAGCCCGACUCCAUGGCUGUUUCCCCUUCUGGUAGACCUUUCUGAUUGGCGAGGCAAGCUGGUUGAGAUAGAGCGGGAAAUCUUUGAGCAGGACAGUGACACAGAUGUCGUGUUUGUUGCAGACUUUCCUGGUCUUUAUCUGGAGAAUUAUGUGCAGGCUGAACUUGGCAACACCAGCAUCACAGUCCUCAAGGGCGAGGUGACAGUGGAGCUGGUUGACCAGAGCCGAAAUAUCACCCUGACUGAAGGAAAGCGCAUGCAGUUGCCGCCAGAUGAAUUCCACAAUGUUCACACAGUGUCAGAGGAGCCAUCAUGCUACAUGUACAUCUUUGUGAAUACGACUGACGUGCAGCUCAAACAGAUGGUCACCAACUAUGAACAGAUCAUCAAUGGAACUUUCAUGGGAACAGACACAGAAGUAAGGCGUAUAAAACGGGAAAUUGAGAGCAGUGAGCGUCGUGAGGCUUAUCAGCAGUAUAUGAUGGAACGUAGCCGCUCAGAGGAGGAACAGAAGAAGUCAUAUGGCCAGCAGUGGCGACAGUUCCUCACAUAUAAACUGCAAAUGCUCCAAAGAAGUGUGAAGUUCACUGUGGGAGCAGUGCAGAGCUUGGUGACAGGACAGCCAUUUGAAAUAUUCCUGAACACAAGCUUAUCUGAGGAAUUGGCUCAACAACAGUACAGCGAGCAACCUGGUGCCCAUUGACAACAGGCUCCUAAUAUCAGCACUUACAUAAACCUUGUGAUCCCUGCAUGGACAGUCCUGGUGACAUCAAAAUUACAGCAAGCAACCUGGUGCCCAUUGACAACAGGCUCCUAAUAUCAGCACUUACAUAAACCUUGUGAUCCCUGCAUGGACAGUCCUGGUGACAUUAACAGUACAGCGAGCAACCUGGUGCCCAUUGACAACAGGCUCCUAACACCUGCACUUAAAUAAACUUUGUGAUUCCUGCAUCCACAAUCCUGGUGACAUCAACAUUAUAGCAAGUAGCAUGUUAUUGCCUGACUUGUCAGGGCAAAGUGAUAUCAGCAUUCCAGUGCGGUUUAUUUCCAGUGACACAGCCACAGAAAACAUUGGAUAAAUGCAGAGUGUUAAUUUUAGCUAUUAACAUGCCAUAUUUACAGAAUCAUUAUCUGCCUUAUUUGCUAAAUGCAUACUUUUAUAUUAAAAUGUCUUUUUGAUAAAGAAUCUUGUCUGGGAAAUGUAAACACAAAAAAACAUGUUUUUUUUGGUUGAACCAGAUUUGUCUCAUGUACAUUUAUUAUGAACAAAUAUUUCGCAUGGAAAUUUGUAUUUACAAAAUAAUAUUGUUUGGUUGUUAUUUUUUAAGAACAAAAGGAAAACAAAUGGGAUGGUUAUGAAUGAAGUUGAAAUGUUUUUCCAUAUAAGUUCGUGCAUGCCUGCAUUUAUGGAGGUAUGGAUGUUGGGGAGAGCGUUAACCAUUACCAUAUCUUCAAAAGGAUGGCAUAUAGUUAUGGCACUGUCAAUUCGUCUCUGUGUCUGUCUGUUAUGUUCUUGUCUGAGCAAUUACUUUAUCAUUAAUGCGAUUUCAUUUAACCUUCACAGAAUUGUAGAGCACAAAGAGAAGGUGAGUCACGCUUAAAAUGUGUGCUUUAAUCUGAAUGGUCACAUAGAGGUCAUUGUUAUUCAAUAUGGGUUUUACAGCAAAUGUUUAAUCAAAUUCAAUUAAACCUGAAACAAUUGUUGUGCUCCAUGGGAACGUGUGUUGGAGGUUAAAAUAGCUCUUACCUUAAAGAUCAAUGCCACACUUUGAGGUCAAUGUCAUAUGUAGAUGGAUUUUCUAGCAUUUUGUUUUUAUCUCGGCCAUUACCAUUUCACUUUUAAUUGGAGAUCAAUCAAUCUCCACCGAAUCUAAGGUCAAGGUCCCGAUUAGGUGACAAUGUUUUACAAAGAGGAUUUCACUGCAAUAUAUACAAUACUGAUACCCUAAACAAUACAGAUUUCUUUUCUAAUUUGUGCCUCACUCAAAUCUUUUUGAUUAUUAAUAGGAUUUCAAUCAAACUUUAUAUAAAUGUAGAACACUAUUGGCAGGUGCAGCACUUAUAAAGUGCCAGCUGAUAUCCCAAAGGUUAAAGUCACACUUAAAAGGUUUGUCAAAUCACAGAUAUGUUGUACUAUACGGUGUUUUGUGAGGUCAAGGUUCUCAUUGAUUCAUUCAAAAGCACCAAAAAGAAUUAAUAAAUGUUAAAAUCAAUGGUUUUUGUGUCGCCUGAAAAGACGACAUAUAGGGGUUACUUUUGUCGGCGGCGGUGGCGGCGUCGCUUACUUUUGUCGGCGGAGGCGGCGUCCGCGUCCCAUUUUCGCUUGUACAGGGUAUAUCUCCUAAACUAUUAAUGGUAUCAACUUGAAACUUCAUAUGUAGAUAGAUCUAAUUGAGGGCAAGUGCAGUGCACAAGAACUGUUACUCUUGCUGCCAUAUUUUUAGAGUUAUUGCUCUUUGUUAUUUUUCAUGCUUAAAGUUUUGUCACGGGCAUAUCUUGUAGAAUAUAAGAGUUAUCAACUUGAAACUUCAUAUGUAGAUAGAUCUCAUGGAGGGCAAGUGUAGUGCACAAUAACAGUAACUCUUGCUUUCUUAGUUUUAAAAUUAUUGCCCUUUGUUAAUUUUCAUGCUUAAAGUUUUGUCCGGGGCAUAUCUUGAAGAAUAUAAGAGAUAUCAACUUGAAACUUCAUAGCUAGAUAGAUCUCAUUGAGGGCAAGUGCAGUGCACAAUAACAGUAACUCUUGCUUUCUCAGUUUUAAAGUUAUUGCCCUUUGUUAAUUUUCAUGCUUAAAGUUUUGUCCGGGGCAUAUCUUGAAGAAUAUAAGAGGUAUCAACUUGAAACUUCAUAGCUAGAUAUAUCUCAUUGAGGGCAAGUGCAGUGCACAAUAACAGUAAUUCUUGCUUUCUUAGUUUUAAAGUUAUUGCCCUUUGUUAAUUUUCAUGCUUAAAGUUUUGUCUGGGGCAUAUCUUGAAGAAUAUAAGAGGUAUCAACUUGAAACUUCAUAGCUAGAUAGAUCUCGUUGAGGGCAAGAACUGUUACUCUUGCUGCCAUAUUUUUUAGAGUUAUUGCCCUUUGUUAAUUUUCUUGCUUAGGUUUUGUCCGUGGCAUAUCUUGUAAACUAUAGGAGGUUUCAACCUGAAACUUAUUCCGUAGGUAUAUCUGAUUGAGGAUUCAAAUGCCACCUACACUUGAAAGUUAAAUGGCAACAUCAUUGUCUAUAAAUGAAUAAAAUGCCAAUCUAACAGCUAUAAUGUCGACAGUAAAUAAUUCGUCAGGCGACACAUCCGACUCGCGGAGUUCUAGUUAUGAAGGAUGUUGAGUUUAAUUUGAAAGAAAGGUGCAAAAAACACGGUAUUUGUACCUUAUGAGACGAUAGAAGAUCACAGUAAAUCUUUUAGCACUCAACUCAAUAUUUUUGCGUUUUCAGCUAUUAAAUAAAUGGUUACUAUCCUAUAAGUAAUCAAUAUUUUCCAUAAAUGCAUUAUUUAGUAAGUAGUUUAUCACUCAAAAUUUAUGUUUGUAUGUAAUAAUUUUGAAUAAGCGUGUCACUUUAAAUAAGUAUCAGUCUUACAACUCAGCCCAAAUCGGGGAAAUUUGUCAUGUUUCUGUGAAAGCUCAAUUUAUGUAUACUGCAGUACAUGUGUUUGUGAAAAACAUGUUUAUUUUAUUUACAAACAUUUCAAUGGUGAGUUUAUUUUAUGUUUUCAUGUACAGAUAAGUGUUGCUUGGAAUGAUCCCUUGCAUCGUGUACAGAUAAGUGUUGCUUGGAAUGAUCCCCUGCAUCGUGUACAGAUAAGUGUUGCUUGGAAUGAUCCCUUGCAUCGUGUACAGAUAAGUGUUGCUUGGAAUGAUCCCUUGCAUUGGCCAGUCAUCUUAUGGACUUGUAAUGGGCUUUCAUGCAAUGUUGUUGUUUAUAUGACUUAUCAGUUCAUUUCUUGUUUGUUUUGUUCUGUAAGAUAUUUUAAAUAAAUAAAUACAUUGAAUUGUU
Molecule: messenger RNA, 6206 nt
Organism: Mya arenaria
Lineage: Eukaryota; Metazoa; Mollusca; Bivalvia; Myida; Myidae
Product: vitamin K-dependent gamma-carboxylase-like
Exons: 16
Coding region: 696-2921 (741 amino acids)
Biological process (GO): peptidyl-glutamic acid carboxylation
Molecular function (GO): gamma-glutamyl carboxylase activity; vitamin binding
Source: RefSeq, a predicted model, not a curated record